CAGUGCGUGGUGAGAGGGCGACAGUGAUAAAAUAUGGAGGCCGCGAGGUUGUUUGUUUGUCUGUUCGCUGUGUGGACUGUUAGAGCAACGCUAGCUCAAGUGGGCACAUUAUGUCGCAGUAACGAGAGAUUGCUAACAUGCGGGGGCUGCCAGAAGACCUGCGUGGAUCCUGUGCCUCGCUGCGAGGGUAUAUGUCGAAUUGGCUGCUACUGCGAGGAGGGAGAAGUCAGGAAUGUAACUGGUCAUUGUAUUAAAUUGGCAGAUUGUCCAACCAUCGUAUACAAAACAAAUCCAGAUGGCGUUGAAUGUCCAUUGAAUGAAGAGUACAGGUUAUGCGAAUCUUGUAACAAAACAUGUGACAAUCCAAACCCAAUUUGUCCAGCUCAGUGCUCCAAGGGCUGUUUUUGUAAAGAGGGUCUAGUGAGAGACAAGGACGGAAAAUGUGUGAAGUAUGACCAAUGUUCCAAGUUCGCGCAGUUUGAGUCAAAUAAUAUAACGGUAAUAGACAAGCGUAACUGCCCUCCACACCAAGUGUUCAAACUUUGUGAGAACUGCGAAAAAACUUGCAGUAACCCGAACCCCAAAUGUCCGGCGCAAUGCACCAAGGGUUGCUUCUGUGAUGAUGGAUUCUACAAAGCGCCCAAUGGAAACUGUGUCAAACUUCAGGAUUGUCCUAAAGCAACUCCUACACCGUUACCGUACCAGCUAACUUGCGGACUUAAUCAGGUCUUUAAAAUCUGCGAAAAUUGUGAGAAGACUUGCAGCAACCCAAACCCCAUAUGCCCAGCGCAAUGUACGAAGGGUUGCUUUUGUGAUGAUGGUUUCUAUAAAGCGCCUAAUGGAAGUUGUGUCAAACUAGAAAAUUGCCCUCAAGCUGAAAUGACGUUAGGGGACACUCAUGUCACCAAUAUCGAUGACUGCCAAUUAGACGAGGAGUACUUCUCUUGCGGCUGGUGUGAGCCAACCUGCUCGGACCCUCAACCACGGUGCCCGCUGAAAAUCUGCACCAGUGGAUGCCUCUGCAAGCCCCCACUGCUCAGACACCGCAGUGGGCAUUGCGUUGAAGCGAAAAACUGUUUGCCACAACGUUGUCCGAAAGCUAACGAAGAGUUCGUUUGUCGGUACGGCUGUGAGCCGAGUUGCCAAGCGGUGCACCCUCUGCGGUGCUCGCUGGGCUGCCAUUGCAAGUUAGGUCUGCUGAGAGACUCAAAUGGACUCUGUGUUACACCCGACAUGUGUAGCCCUAUUUCAAUAAUACAACAACCACACCACAGUUGAAACUGGAACGACUCUUAUAAAUUUACU
Molecule: messenger RNA, 1305 nt
Organism: Galleria mellonella (greater wax moth)
Lineage: Eukaryota; Metazoa; Arthropoda; Insecta; Lepidoptera; Pyralidae
Product: mucin-5B-like
Source: RefSeq, a predicted model, not a curated record